UAUCCACAUACAAUCCAUCGUAUUUCCCCCAAUUUUAAAAACCUACAAUCCAGAUCUUCACAUUUUUCCCAAAUUCAAUGGCACCAAAGGCAGAGAAAAAGCCCGCCGAGAAGAAGCCAGCGGAGGAGAAGAAAACCCCCGCAGCUGAGAAAGCCCCCGCGGAGAAGAAGCCAAAGGCCGGAAAGAAACUGCCCAAGGAGGCCGGUGCUGCUGCCGGAGACAAGAAGAAGAAGAGAAACAAGAAGAGCGUUGAGACGUACAAGAUCUAUAUCUUCAAGGUGUUGAAGCAGGUUCAUCCCGACAUCGGUAUCUCCAGCAAAGCGAUGGGAAUCAUGAACAGUUUCAUAAACGAUAUUUUCGAGAAAUUGGCGCAGGAGAGUUCAAGGCUCGCAAGGUACAACAAGAAGCCAACCAUCACAUCCAGGGAGAUACAAACCGCCGUGCGACUUGUACUUCCUGGUGAAUUGGCCAAGCAUGCGGUGUCCGAGGGCACUAAGGCCGUGACCAAAUUUACCAGUUCCUGAGUAAAUUGGUUUGAUAUUUUAAUAUUUUGUUGCAAAGUGUUGGUGUUAAAUACUAGUGUUAGAACCUCAUAUCUCGUGAUGUGUUUGUAGAAUCUAUCUUAAUGUAUCGUUUUAAUUAACUUUCGUUAUGGUUCGAUAAUGAUUUUAUGGAUCCGGAUUUUGUUUCUUGGAA
This is a messenger RNA of Lactuca sativa (garden lettuce), 696 nucleotides long. Its product is annotated as putative histone H2B.1. Lineage: Eukaryota; Viridiplantae; Streptophyta; Magnoliopsida; Asterales; Asteraceae. Gene Ontology annotation, cellular component: nucleosome. The record is from RefSeq and is a predicted model, not a curated record. Gene Ontology annotation, molecular function: structural constituent of chromatin; protein heterodimerization activity; DNA binding.